Vitrella brassicaformis is the source of this 2363-nucleotide messenger RNA. The record is from the annotation of a GenBank genome assembly. NCBI's taxonomy places the organism in Eukaryota, Vitrellaceae.
CACACCCACACCCAUCAGAGCCACGCCAGCCAUUCGGUCACACAGCAGCAGCAGCUGGUCCACACAGUGAGCGGUGGGCGAUGUGUCCUGAAGAACAAACCGAUCGGCGACAGAGAUGAAUGACGACAGCCAGCACCCAACUUGAGAUGCCCUCCGGACAACACACACACACACAGAGGGCAGGGCGACACUCAGCCACAUGGCGACAGAGGGGAUGUAUCGCUGCGCACCCACCAGUGCGUGUUGGCUGAUAGAUCGGUCAGCCGCCGCCCUCCGCCUCAGCUGCGCCACCCUCACCUGCCCAAGGCACAGCACACACACAGCCAUGACUGUGGUGGAGGUCGACGUGGGGGCCUCUGUGGUGUCUGCGGCUGUCUACCUCCGCUGCCCUCUCCGCUGCCGUCACCCUCAUCGCCGUUGCCGUCAUCGCCAUCUGCACACACCCAGACCAUCUUCCAAAUCUAUGCCACACACACAGAGAGAGGGCACGUCAUCCGUCAAUCCAUCCGAUGAAUGUUUGAGUGUGUCCCUCUCUGUAUCUGCACCAUUGUCAUUCCCCUGUUGCUGCUCUGCUGCUGCUGCUGAUGCUGCUGUUGCUGCUGUUGUUGUUGUUGUUUUUGUAUUUGUCCGUCGAAUACGAAUGGCGCCACCACCCCCAACGCCACGCGAGCCAGCUGAGUGGUGACAGGGAAGCGGUCCUUGAACAAACCGCUCUCACACACAGCCGCCUCAGUGGCCCAGACGUACACACAGGCUGCAGCCACGGGAAAGAAGAAUGCUCGACAUUUGAGCAUCAAUCAAUACUCCCUCUCUCCAUGUCAUUCACCCUCACCGUUAUUGUUUCCCGAUCUGCUGAUGCCAAUAUAUGCGACGAAGGGGUGGCUGCUGUCGGUGAGCACCAGCCAUCGCCAGCCACCAUGUGUCCCGGCCAGCCAUUGUGGUCGUGCAGCCGGCCAGCGGUGUAUGGGGCGACUCGGUGAGGAGGCGAUUCAAACGGCCACCACCGACACCCCUGAAUAGACAGACAGACGCAAAAGAUUUGUAGUAUUCCCCUCUCAGCCCAUUGAUUCCAUUAGUGUGUUACCUGUUGAGUGCAGUCCAUGUGUAAUUGGUCUGGUGAGUCUCUUCGAAGUGGUGGCAAACGACGACACUGACGCAUCGAUGAACCCCUGGCCACCGAAUGACACCCAUCGGCCGUUGUCGGUCGAGUACUCGAUGCUGUUGCGCACCGGUGGGUCGUGUGGCUGCCGGUGCUGCUGGUACAGAUGGCCGGCAGGGAGGGGCGGGUCGACCUGCAGCUCGAAGUUGGGCUCGUCGAUGAUGGCCCGCACCUCACCGUUGCCUUGAUGAAACAGCUGCAAGCAGCUGCCGUCACUGAAGUGGAUGUAGCGGCCGACCAUCUUGAGCUGCGCCAACACACGGGGGGCCGACAUAUACGCCUACACACACGACCACACACAGACAGAGAGAGAGAGAGAGAAUGAGGCCCUCUUCCUCCGUCCCGUCCCCUCCCCGCCCGUCCGUUUGCUGGCUCACCAUUAUGUUUGCGUGUGUGUUGAUGUCAGCCCCACUGAGGGUCACAGGCAGCUCACAGUUGCCGCACUGCCCCGCCAGCUCAAUCACCUCGGCCAUCUCGCCCCAGUCCCCCUCCUCCACCACACACACAGCCGCCAGCAGAUCAUGUGUGCCGAACCGGUCGUCGUCGAACCGCAGCAGCUGCACUUGCUGCCCAUUCACAUUCGCCCGCCGCAGCCCCUCCUGUGAGCCCAGCGAGUGGCUGAGCCGAUCUCUCAGCUGAGUUUCUCCGAAGAGCUCACUGAGCCACGUGCAGGUGGCCCUCAGCCGUACGACGUCCUUGAGGCUGAGAAGGUAGCGGCUCCUCCGGCCCACACACACAUAUGACACGGGGUGCUGCAGCUGCUCGUGGUGCUGCAUGGGAUGGAUGGGUCAAGACGGUCAGAUGAGUGAGGCGCUCGACGAGAGGCUGCACAGAGCGACAGGGCCGACAGGUGGUUAUGUCCAUCAAGCAUGCUGCUCACAGAUCUGUGUGCUGCUCACCUCGUUCGAUGCUCAGAUGGACAGAUCAGAGAGAGGUCAAUGAUCUACCACCACCACCACCACCACCAGCGGCAGAUGAGGAGGCCGCCAUCGCUCCUCAGCCACACUGCACCGAUGGGCCGACAGACAGACAGACAGACAGAAAGACAGACAGAAAGGCCAACGCAUUCAUUGAGGCCAGUGGAUGAGCGCAUCACUCAGUCAGUGAGCCAGUGAGUGUUGGGCCUCCCUCACCUCCGAUGUCUGUCAGCUCAACGGCCCACCGGAGCAGUCGACAAGGCGCACAAACAAAACGCCGCACUUUG